CUUUAAUAGUCAUGGACCACAUCCAUUUCUCAUUUAUUAGAUCCAUCUUCCUCCUCAACUGUAGCUUUUAUUAUUCUUAAUUCAAUUUUCAUCAAGAUCAUAUCAAAAAGUUAGUCUAGUGCUUGUGUUAACGCAUGAUCCGGGGAAGGAUUGCAUCCCCGGGGGGUGUGAUGUAGGCAGCAUACCCUGAUACAAGCAUUAGUGGCUAAUUCCACUGCUCGAACGUGUGACCUAUAGAUCAUACAGAGAUAACUUUUAUCGUUGCUCCGAGGCUCCCUUCAAAUCAGAAGCUCAAUAUCAUCCAAUGUUCAGCGGUAUAAAAAAAUACUAGAGAUUUCUUAAAAAAUAAAUGUAAUAAAAUGGUUUACUACUUAGUAGUUAUAGCUACCGGCCAACAGCAUUAAAUCUCAUUUUACUCUAAGUACACUAACACACUAACUAACACACAAAAUGCCAUUUUUGAAUGACCUCAAAACAUUAAAUAAACUGACCUCACAUUGGUUGGUGUUCAAAAAUCUUAUUUUCUUGUAAUAUAAAAGUGUGCCCCGCCCAAGUCAAUAAUCAUCCCCUGCAGCCAAAUUCCUAGAAAUCAAAACACCACUCCUUUCCUGCAUGGUUUCCUUUAAUUAUUUUACGCAUUUAAUUCAACCUUUUAAAACCAUUUAAAUAUAUACACUAGAUUUGAAUAUAUCCAAAAUCCAAUACUAAGAUCUUAGCUUCAAAUCCUUAUUUUCUUUCUCUUCUACGCCAUCCUCUAUAGAUCUCCAGAUCUUGAAGUGAAGUGCAGAAAAGAAAAGAAAAUGGUGAGUGGUGGCAGCCAUCAUCCAGCAGAUUUUCUUCUAAUCAAACAAGAUGACAAAUUCUUUUCAAGACUUUUGUCUAAGGAAAAUACAGCAAGAGGUGAGUCUUCUUUCAAGUAUUAUUACUGUGGUGGAUCUUCUGGUUCAAUUCCAUUUGUUUGGGAAUCUCAACCUGGUACUCCUAAACAUAAAUUUUCAGACACUUCUCUUCCUCCACUUACUCCUCCACCUUCUUAUCAAACCAAUGCGCACUUGAAAUCUUUGCAAAAACAAUCAAAAUCUAAUUUUUUCCUCUCCAUUUUCCCUAAGAUUUCCUCUAAAAGAAUCUCUUUUUCACCUUCACUUACUUCUCCUUCGGUUUCAUCGUCUUGUUCGUCGUCGUUUUCGAUGUCUUCCAUUCCAAUCACUGGUUAUAAUCCCAACACAAGGAACUACCGUUCAAGAUCAGAAAUUGAGGAGUAUGAUCAUGAGAAGCUGCAGAUCCCUUCUUCACCAACUUCAACACUCUGUUUUGGCUGUGGAAUGGGGAAUUCGAAGCGUUUUCGAGUCAAUUACCCGGCGAAGAAGAAUGUCAAGAAGGUAUUUUCGUCCUUUGUUGGCAAUGGUGGAGCUUCUUGAAGAUUAUAUAUUAUAUUUGAAACAUGGUGUUCAUCUUGUACAUCAGUUUUAGAUACUUAGUUUAUUUUAAACUUUGAAGUGUGCUGCCAUUUCCCUGUUUUAAAUUAUUUGCUACAAUAAUCGUGGGAACAAAAUUAUGUGGACAUGUUUUUUUUUCCUUUUGGUUUGGUGUCAAGAUAAAACUUUAAUUUGAUGUUAUUUUGUCUUUGGAACUGGUAUUAGUCCAUUUAGUUAAAGUGUGAAUUGUCUUA
Molecule: messenger RNA, 1669 nt
Organism: Nicotiana attenuata
Lineage: Eukaryota; Viridiplantae; Streptophyta; Magnoliopsida; Solanales; Solanaceae
Exons: 1
Coding region: 801-1418 (205 amino acids)
Source: RefSeq, a predicted model, not a curated record